AUACCAGCUCGUGCAUUCCUGCCCAACCAAGCUGUCAGGGAGGGCAACACCAUCUCGUGGGUUCCAGAUGAACUUUCAUCAGACGGAGAGGAUGACGACGACCAACAUUCAGAGGAGGAUCGCCCUGACCAGCAGGAACUGGACGAAGACGCGCCGGAAGUAGCAAGCUCGCUGCCACCUCUAUCACCAUCCAUCACAACACACAACGCGCAAUCCUCUACACAAGAUGAAGCGCCACCUUUGCCAUUUCGAGCACCAGAGCUGCCCUUUCGAGCUCCGCCUUUACCCCCCCGAGCUCCGCCUUUGCCUCCUCGCCCAGCUCAACCGAGUCUCUCUGACUUAGAGAAGGUGAGUAUUACUGGGCCUACGCUGCUGAUGAGCCACACUUGGAAGCGGCGGAGAUGGGCCGUUGGCAAGACCUGCAUCCACUGCUAUGCAAUCACAUAUGCUUCCACCUUACAGUGCACUGUGUGUGCACAAUACAUCCACGAGAAGUGUGCUGCGGGCGUAGGCGCUUGCUGGGACAAAGGCGGUAAACACCCUCCGAUAACUGGCAAAGACCACGCCUUUGUACUGGCGACCUUUAUGAGGCCUACGUAUUGCGCGCUGUGUCAUCAUCUGCUGAAGGGUGUUGCUGUACAAGGCGAACAAUGUAUAGAAUGUUCGUACACAGUCCAUCGCGACUGUCGAAACUUAGCGCAGGCGUCGUGCACUUCAGCCAGCCACUCAACGGUGCUGAACUCAAUGCAGGGGGCAAAGUAUACGAUAGUAGGCUAUUCCAUGCGCACCGAAGGGUUCAGAGCGCACUAUCCCGUAGUGCUGAUACCAGGGCUGUGUUCCAGUGGCCUUACUAUCGAGAAAUCAGAGGAGAAGCCCAGUUGGGAGGUACGCUUUGCUCUGGCCGUGUGA
Sphaeroforma arctica JP610 is the source of this 909-nucleotide messenger RNA. RefSeq lists its product as hypothetical. Gene Ontology annotation, molecular function: ATP binding; protein serine/threonine kinase activity. Gene Ontology annotation, biological process: protein phosphorylation. The record is from RefSeq and is a predicted model, not a curated record. Lineage: Eukaryota; Ichthyosporea; Ichthyophonida. The transcript has 8 exons. The annotation marks the transcript as partial.